GGGGGGAGGAGGAGGCGGCGGCGGCGGGGGAGAGAAGAAGAGAGCACAAAUCCCGUCGCAGCCAAUGAACGCCAAGUCUCCGGCUGUGACAUAUGCAGCAGGCAGAGUUGCUGGAGAGACACGGCUAGGAAAAUAAAGAUGGCAAUGUCUCUCAUUCAAGCGUGCCGCAGCCUGGCUCUGUCCACCUGGCUGCUCUCCUACUGCUUCGUGCAUCUGCUGUGCAUGGACUUCACCGUAGCCGAGAAGGAGGAGUGGUACACGGCCUUCGUCAACAUCACCCACCACGACCCGGCCAGCGGCACCAACAGGACGGAGAAGAGCGAGUGCGGGAGGUACGGCGAGCACUCCCUCAAGCAGGAUGCCUGGGGCUUGGCAGUCAUGCCCUCCCCGCACGACAGGCUGGCCUGCGACCCGGCCACCAGGUUCCCGGUGCCAGCCUAUGCCAGCCGUUGGGUGGCCCUCAUCCCCAUAGGGAACUGCACGUGUAGGGAUAAGAUCCGGCACGCCGCUCUGCACAACGCCUCGGCGGUGCUCAUCUACAAUGUGGGCUUCGGCAAUGACACCAGCACCAUGUCUCACCCAGGUAUUGAAGAUAUUGUAGCAAUAAUGAUCCCAGAGCCGAAAGGAAAAGAAAUCGCAAGCUUAAUUGAAAGGAACCUUAAUGUGACUAUUUACAUUACUAUCGGAACACGGAAUUUACAAAAGUUUGUCAGCCGUACAUCAGUGGUGUUUGUUUCCAUAUCCUUCAUUGUCCUAAUGAUUAUUUCACUGGCCUGGCUUGUCUUCUACUACAUCCAGAGGUUCAGAUACGCAAAUGCUCGAGACAGAAAUCAGAGGCGGCUUGGGGAUGCUGCAAAAAAAGCCAUCAGCAAAUUGCAAGUCCGAACUAUUAAAAAGGGAGAUAAGGAAACAGAGCCAGAUUUUGACAACUGCGCUGUAUGCAUUGAAGGAUAUAAACCCAAUGAUGUUGUCCGAGUCUUGCCGUGCCGGCAUCUUUUCCACAAAUCCUGUGUAGAUCCUUGGUUAUUAGAUCACCGCACCUGUCCAAUGUGUAAAAUGAACAUUCUCAAAGCACUGGGUAUACCGCCUAAUGCAGAUUGCUUAGAUGAUAUUACGCCAGACUUUGAAGGUUCGGUAGGACCACCAACCAAUCAAAUUACAGGAGCCAGUGAUGUAACUGUGAAUGAGAGCUCUGUAGGUGUCGAUCCCAUUGUGCGCCCAGUGGGGCUGUUGCAAGUUAUCCAAAAUGCAGAUGUCCUACCACAGGUCGGCGAGGUCAGCUAUACAGCAAGCAGUGAACAGGAGCCAGUUAUCAGCAGUGACUCGGACAUCUCUCUGAUUAUGGCAGUGGAAGUGGGACUUUCAGAUGUGGAUCUUUCCACUGACCAAGACUGUGAGGAGGCAAAAUCAUGAGCAGGUCUGUUGCUGCAGUCCAAAGGAAAGACUAAGGUGAUGAAAAGAGUUCCGACUCUGGAGGUUGGACUAGUC
Messenger RNA from Nanorana parkeri, 1488 nucleotides. RefSeq names its product ring finger protein 150 (gene RNF150). Lineage: Eukaryota; Metazoa; Chordata; Amphibia; Anura; Dicroglossidae. Bases 139 to 1413 code for a protein of 424 amino acids. The record is from RefSeq and is a predicted model, not a curated record. The transcript is spliced from 7 exons.